UCAAGCCAUCCAACUCUCGGAAUAAAAGUGUUGUUCUUCUCAUUUUCAACGACUUUCAUUUUGUAAAAGCAUACACGCAUGAUUGCUCAGGUGUUGACAAGUGUGCGUAAUACGGGAAUAAAAUAAAAGCCAUAUGCCCUGAAUAUUAGUAUAUUGUCAGAUUUGUCGUGGGAUGGAGGGAUGGGGGGUGAGAGUCAGCUUGAAUCUUAUGUUGUGAAACACACUGUUACGAAUGAUAAUUGUGCAUAACAAACUUUCCAAGUCCGUUGUGUAUCCAUGAAGUUGUUGUGUUUUCCAGACCAUUCUCCGAACCCCAGUGUUCGUGUUGUAUCCUUGCAUCUAUGACGCCUAUUUCGGGAACUUGUUUUUAGGAAAUAUUCGAGGUUAGGUUCAUUUCCUUUUCUCAAUAGGACCCUGCCAAAUGAAAACUCAAGACUGGGUAAUGCUAUGUUCACGAGGUAUGUUGUUGGACAAUAUAGUUCGUUGAGAUUGAAUGAACCUUCUCCUUUUUUUCCCCACAUGCAUCAUUUUUUAUUUUCAAAAUGGAGGGAUAUCUGUUUGUCAAAAUCGGUAGAAAAUUCUUUAUUUUCAUUUCUUUAGGCUAUAGGGCUUGAAAGUCAUGUCUAAAGCGUCUGCGCAUUCGCUGAAAUCAUUCUCGACGGAGCGUUCGGUCGGGGCUUCCGAGAAGCCUUCGGAGGCAAAGGAGAUUAGCUUAAAGAAGAGCUCCACCACACCUCCGCCUGACAAGUCCCCCCAAUACGGCAGGCGCGCCGGUCGUCAUAGCCAAGGCGAUGGCAACGGGGAUGAUAGCGCGGCGAAGAAUGGGAUCCAAAGCAACUGGUUUAAAGAGGUCGACAAGGUAUACACCCCGCCACCGAAGGAUACCUACGCGAAGAACGUUCCCACCAUCGCCGACGGCGAGGAUGACCAGACGCACCGCGAGGAGCAGCGUCGGAUGCAGGAGCAGCGCGAAAAGUUCGCGAAAAAGGUGAUCGAGAUGCCAACCAACUACCAGGCGCCGAUGCCCAGUCUGAAGGAUCUCGACAUCCAUUGCAAUUGGGAUCGCCUACUGCAAAACAUUCAUAGCGUAUUCGAUAUGUCGUGCCUCACGACGUGCCUUUCCCGGGAGCUUGAUGAGGAUAUCACGUGGAAUCCUGAGAUGCUUCUUGUGCAGUUGUCUUCCGAUAUGCGGGAUGCCGCGGAGGUGAAGGCGAACGACGAGGCCAUUUUCGUUCCCGCCGAUGCCCAAGAGGUCGGCCUCAUGUCAGGCGGCGAGGUGAUUCGCAAACGGAGGGAGAAGGAGCUUCCUGUGAAGCGCGAAACGGAGGCCGCCCUACCCCCCGAAAAGGAUGAAAAGCGAAGGCCUGUACAAGAAGGCUCGUUAUUCAGCAAUCCCCCGAAAAGGAGUGAAUCCAUAAAUACGAAGGGGUCUGAAUCCAGUCGACAGGAUGGCAGGAGGAGCCCCAAUUCUGGAAAACCCAGGAGGCCCUCACGGGGCCCGCCAGGUAAGACAGCCCCCAAAACGGUAUCUCCCCAAAAUCGAAAACCUUCCAAGAGUCCAUCACAAGGGCGAUGA
Phytomonas sp. EM1 is the source of this 1576-nucleotide messenger RNA. The record is from the annotation of a GenBank genome assembly. NCBI's taxonomy places the organism in Eukaryota, Euglenozoa, Kinetoplastea, Trypanosomatida, Trypanosomatidae.